Messenger RNA from Benincasa hispida (wax gourd), 1237 nucleotides. RefSeq names its product acetylserotonin O-methyltransferase-like. Gene Ontology annotation, molecular function: O-methyltransferase activity; protein dimerization activity. Lineage: Eukaryota; Viridiplantae; Streptophyta; Magnoliopsida; Cucurbitales; Cucurbitaceae. The record is from RefSeq and is a predicted model, not a curated record.
CAUAAAUUAUUCCCUCUUUAAUAUAUACUCGAAUUGAAUACACUUUGAAGACAUAGGUAAAGAGAGUUAUAACAUCAAAUGGAAGUUAAGCACAAAGAGUGUUCAUCAAAGACGGAAGAAGAUGGGCAAGCCAUCGUCCAAAUGUGGAGAUACAUAUUCAGAUUCACUGAAAUGGCAGCAAUAAAAUGUGUAAUAGACCUCAAAAUUGCUGACAUUAUAGAAAGUUAUGGAAGCCCAAUGACAUUGUCACACUUAUCCUCUGCUUUAAAUUGCUCUUCUUCACUCCUUCACCGCAUCUUGAGAUUCCUCAUUCAUCGUGGAAUUUUCAAAGAAGAAACCAUUGGUGAAAACCAGACAGCUUAUUCACAAACACCUUUGUCUCGUUUGCUAGCCACCAAUGUUGAGAGCACCAUGGCUCCUUUGCUUUUACUGGAAACAAGUCCAGUGAUGCUUGCAGCAUGGCCUAACUUGAGUGCUCACUUAAAGAACAGUGAGACUUUUCCAUUUGAGAUUGCUCAUGGAAAGGAUUUGUGGAGCUAUGCUGAAGCAAAUCCUGAACAUAAUGUGUUGUUCAAUGAGGCCAUGGCUUGUUAUGCUAAGGUGAUUGCUUUUGCUAUACUUGAAGGGUGUGGGGAUAUUUUUGAUGGAGUUGGAUGUUUGGUGGAUGUUGGAGGAGGAAAUGGAAGUACUUUGAGCAUUUUGGUGAAUGCUUGUCCAUGGAUGAAAGGUAUUAACUUUGAUCUUCCUCAUGUUGUGUGUGCUUCCCCACAAUAUGAGAAUGUGCAGCAUGUUGCUGGUAACAUGUUUGAUUUUGUCCCAAAAGCUGAUGUUGCUUUCCUCAAGUGGAUUCUACAUGAUUGGAAUGACGAAGAAUGUAUUAAAAUUUUGAAGAGAUGUAAGGAAGCGAUUCCAAAAAGUGGAGGGAAGGUGAUAAUUGUAGAAGCAAUAAUUGAAGAAAAGAGUGAAAACAAGAAGGUAUCAGAUGUGGGAUUGAUGUUUGACCUAGUGAUGAUGGCUCAUACAAAUAAAGGGAAGGAAAGAACAAUUGAAGAAUGGGCAUUUGUUAUCAAUGCAGCUGGCUUCACUCGAUACACCAUUACACCCAUUCAACCUAUCCAAUCACUUAUUCAAUGUUUCCCUUAAAACAGAAACAAACAACUUCUUCUUCUUGGAUCACAUAUGCAUUGAUUAUUGCAUCCACUAUUGUCUUUAAUCUAUUUCUACUACUUUGUCUCAA